Messenger RNA from Camellia sinensis, 809 nucleotides. Lineage: Eukaryota; Viridiplantae; Streptophyta; Magnoliopsida; Ericales; Theaceae. The record is from RefSeq and is a predicted model, not a curated record.
CCAGAGACAGCCAUUGGAGCUCAUUGAAACCAAUACAAACUAAUAUUUCAAAAAGGUGAAUCAAAGAGAGCUCUCAUGGCUUCUAACAAUUUUCUUGUCAUCCUUGCCAUUGUGGCAGUUGUUCUUCCUUCACUCACCAUGGCUACUGAAUAUUGGGUUGGUGACUCUAGUGGCUGGACCAUUAACUAUGAUUACCAAGCUUGGGCCAUGGAUAAAGUAUUCUAUGUUGGAGACAAACUAGUUUUUAACUACACCAUGGGAAAUCAUAACGUUUUCAAAGUGAAUGCUACCAGCUUCAGCCAAUGCAUUAUCCCACCAUCAAAUGAGGCAUUGACCUCUGGGCACGAUAUCAUUCCCCUUAUGGUCCCUGGAAAAAAAUGGUACAUUUGCGGUGUAGGGCAGCACUGUGCUCAGUUUGGCCAAAAGCUUGUCAUCAACGUAGAAGGCGGAGCUCCAGCACCGGCCCCUAUGAAAAACUCUGCUCAUGGGAUACUAAAUUCUGGUUAUCAAUUUUUCAUGGCAGCAGUGUUAGCUGUGGCGGCCAUGAUUGUAGCUUGACUAAUAUGCAAUUUAGAUUGUUUAGAUCAACAAAUUUUAUAUUAUUCAUUAUUUUAAAAAUAAGACAUGGAAGCUGUACUGGCUGUGGUUGCUUUAAUUGUGGCUUGACCAAUAAGAUAUUCAGGUCACUUUUGAUCAACUGAUUCUAUGAGUACAACACCAUUUACAAUCUUUUGUAGCUCUUUUACUUGCGUAUUUAUGCAUUUUAUAUACUGUUAUGAUGAAUUAAUUCUUAAAUUUUGGAAAAUGAA